CUGAGUCUGGAGCAGCAGCAGCGGUGGAAGCCUCACUGCCUCUCCUCGCCUCACCAGUGCGGGAACCACAGCAGCAGGAGAGCGGAAUGGAUACGGAAGGGAGCCAGAGCAGCCUGUCCUCCGGCACGGACAACUCCCCCCACGACCCCUGCAAAAUGUUCAUCGGGGGUCUGAGUUGGCAGACAACACAAGAAGGCUUGAGAGAGUACUUCUGCAAAUUUGGCGAGGUGAAGGAGUGCAUGGUGAUGCGGGAUCCCGUUACCAAGCGGUCGAGGGGGUUCGGCUUCGUUACAUACGCAGAUCAGGCCGGUGUGGAAAAGGUUUUGGCACAAAACAGACAUGAAUUGGAUUCCAAAACGAUCGACCCAAAGGUGGCGUUUCCCCGCCGGGCUCAGCCUAAGCUUGUGACCAGGACAAAGAAGAUCUUUGUCGGAGGACUUUCAGUCAAUACGACCAUCGAAGAUGUGAAGCAAUACUUUGAUCAGUUUGGAAAGGUCGACGACGCUAUGCUCAUGUUCGACAAAACGACCAACAGACACAGAGGUUUCGGUUUUGUCACUUUUGAAAAUGAAGACGUGGUUGAGAAAGUUUGUGAGAUCCAUUUCCACGAGAUCAACAACAAAAUGGUGGAGUGUAAGAAAGCCCAGCCCAAAGAAGUAAUGACGCCGACAGGCUCCGCCAGGGGCCGCUCCAGAGUGAUGCCUUAUGGGAUGGACACCUUCAUGCUGGGCAUCGGCAUGUUAGGCUACCCAGGUUUUCAGACUACUACCUACACCAGCCGCAGCUACUCUGGAAUAGCACCCGGAUACACUUACCAGUUCCCAGAGUUCCACUUAGAGCGGACCCCCCUUCUGACAUCAUCCCACCCCCCUGAGCUGGCAGCCAUUCCCCUCACUGCAUACGGACCAAUGGCGGCAGCGGCAGCAGUAGUCAGAGGCUCCACCCCUUCACGCACAGCUGGCUUUCUGGGCACCAGCAGCCCCGGACCAAUGGCCGACCUGUACGCUGCAGCCAACCAAGACUCAGGAGUCAGCAGUUACAUCAGCGCCGCUAGCCCCGCCCCCAGCACAGGGUUUGGCCAUGGUCUAGGGGGUCCUCUGAUCGCCACUGCGUUUACUAAUGGCUACCACUGAGGAGGCUCAGGUCACAGAGGAUCGGAGGGCUCCUCCUCUGUCUGCUGUUGUGCCAAUCAGAACGCUGGCUGCCCUUUGAUAGCGCAAUCUGAUUGGCUGGCUACAGGUCUCUACUGGGCUCUCCUGGCACCACGUGGCUCCACCCACCGACUGAAGAUCUUUUUAAAAACCAGAACUCUUGUUUUGCUGUACUAAUCUCACUUCGACAUAAUGUCCCCGGUUCUUCUCUUCUUUUUUUUUCUCGUCCUCAUGUAGUGCAACACACUAGUUCCCGCACAUCCCACCGUCUUUCCUCGACUACAAUUUCUUUCUCCUAUUGAAGCUGAGAGGAGGAACUUGCAAAAAAAAAAAAAUGUUUGAGAAGCUGUUGGAGUAGGACAAAGAGGAACUGUUUAGAUUCAUUUUUUUAAAUGAUUUUAUUAUAAUGUGAUGUGCUAUUUUAUCAUGAAAUCUUUCAGAAGCUGUUACUGAUGUGGUAAAAAAAAAAAAAAAAACAAGAAAAAGACGUGUGAGAUGCGGGCAUUUUUUAACAAAGGAAGAACAAACCUGACAAAAAGUCCUUUUUUACGCUGCAACUGUCACUGAAAACACAGAUGAAAAAACAAAACAAAAAAAAACAGAACAAAAAUGUAUAUUUUGGUAGUCUUUAAAAACAAAAACCUUUGUAAUAUUGUUAUUAAUAUUGACAUAAUAACGAUAAUCUGUAAGGUAUUUUACUCUGUAAUUGGUUUUAAAGCAAUGUUUUUAUGUCUUCCUGUAAGAUAUUGUACAUAGAGGCAGGGAGGGCGGGGUGGAUGGCGGGUUCUCAUUGGUUGGUUUUGACUGGAUGUCAUGUGCUACUGUCUGCGAGCAUCUCACUACUUUAACAGCAUGCAUAUGGUUAAAUGUGCAUACUGUGGGGCCAGUACGCUCUUGUGUCACUUCAGCGCAGUGCUGAAAUGCGCACGUUUAGGAGUUCAUCUGGUAUAUUUUCUCCGUUAAUUGACCAAAUCAUCCCUUUAUUUUUUGCUUUACUUUACUAAGAGUCCAAAGUUUGACUCUUCCAUCUUCAUUCAACUUAAGUUGAACACAAUGGACAUCAGGAAUAAAGGAAAAGUAACACCUUAAAGCAAUAGAAGAAGCAGUGCAGGGCUAAAGUACAUUCAUUAGGAUCUAAUUUGGCCUAUUUUUUUUAAUUCGUUUGGUUAGUAACAAACUUGUCACUUCUCUUGACUGCAAUGAAGAAAGUCGUCCCUUUUUCUCGCUUCACUCCUUCAAAAAUGCAAGCUGGGCUUCUGUGACAAAUCACUAACAAUCUUAAAGCUGUAGGAAACGCUUUGUGGCGGAUUGCUACUCACAACAAUUCAAGGAGUUGACAUGUUCGCAAAGUCGCCCCCUUUUUUCUGUACUUCCUUAAAAAAAAAAUGCAUGUUUGCAUUUUUCCAUAUUCACAACACUUGUUUUAGUUCAACACAUCACACUUAUGGCAGGAUAACCUUAAAGCAGGAGGAAAAUGGAAGUGCAGUGCCGUUCUCCUCAAGUACAUUUUCAGGAUACUUUUAGGCAUAUUUGCUCCAUUAAUCAAUAAAGUCGUCUGUUUUCCACUUUACUUCUUCAGAUGUGCAAGUUUGACUCUUGCAUCUUCAUGCUACCUAUUUCAGCGAAACACAACAGUCUUGUGGAAAGAAUAACAACCGUAAAGCAGGAGAAACUAGGGAUUCAGGGGGGGAACAGGGGUUCGGCUUGACUUCCUCUUUUUGAAAAUAUUAUAUAUAUAUAUUUUUUGAGCGGUUCUCUUAAUGUUUCUGUUUUUCUGCUCUCUUAUUGAAAUAAAUGUUUCUUUUUAUGCGGUGUUUUCCACCGUGACGACAAAUGAAGUACAUUCUCAGAGAACACAGUUGUAAAAAAAAAAACAGAGAAAAAACAAACUAACCACGAUCCUGUUUUGUCCUCUUUAUCACUGUUUGAAGGUGCAUGUGGUUGCGUCUGAGCGCGUGUGAGUCCGUGUUUGUGCGCAUACAUCCAGAGUGUAAUAUGGAACUACUUCUGGCAGCGGAGGAGCAUUUUGAUUGCCUUUUUUUUUCUUUGGUACUGAGAAAAACAAAAAACAACAAAAAAAGAGAGAGAGAGAUCACCCUGUUCCGUUUUGGCUCGCCUGACUUUCUCCUGAAUUUGUGCUUCUCUGCAACCAACAUAUUAUUGUUUUAGUUUGAUGCUGCUGCUCCAUGUGGUGGUGAACAGGCAGAGCCCAGGGAGCCAGGAGCGGAACAGGGUGACGCUCCCAGCCGCUUCUGAUACGGAGGCUAUGAACAAGAAGACUCUGGCUGGCAGAAAAAGCAGGAAAGCUGGAGCAGAUUUGCAAACACAAGCCUGUUCAGCCUCCACUUUUUUCUGGCACAGAAAACUUUCCUGGUGCAGCCAGUAGCUCCCCUGUCAGACAGGCUGGGACAUGGUUUUAAAAAAAAAGAGAGAGAGAAAGAAAUAGAAACUACUGCUGGACACCAACACUGUAACUUUUUAAACGUACAAUAAAGCAAUAAGUUAUUUUUUACCUUACAAAUGAAAAUAGUACUAUUAUUGGUAAUAGCAGACAAGAAGUGGAAAAUUCUGCGGCAUUAAGACUUAUUUUCUGGAAAAAGUGAACUAUAUUUUUCUGUUUUGAGAUGUUUCUUCCCCUUGUAUAUUGCUUUUAAAGAUGCCUUUUGUUUUGGUGAUGUAUGAAAAAGGGCCAAUAUUUGGUGUGGAGCUCUGUGUGAGCCUGGGUAAAAAUUCAGACUGUCUCUCGCCAAGCUUUCUUUUUUUAUUUUUAUUUUAUUUUAUUUUUUUUGUUUUCUGACUAUUUCAAUUUGAAGUUCCUAAUAAAUUAUUCUAAAGCAA
Messenger RNA from Xiphophorus maculatus (southern platyfish), 3989 nucleotides. RefSeq names its product RNA-binding protein Musashi homolog 1. The record is from RefSeq and is a predicted model, not a curated record. Gene Ontology annotation, cellular component: cytoplasm. Bases 87 to 1133 code for a protein of 348 amino acids. Lineage: Eukaryota; Metazoa; Chordata; Actinopteri; Cyprinodontiformes; Poeciliidae. The transcript has 14 exons. Gene Ontology annotation, molecular function: RNA binding.